Emiliania huxleyi CCMP1516 is the source of this 1440-nucleotide messenger RNA. RefSeq lists its product as hypothetical. NCBI's taxonomy places the organism in Eukaryota, Haptophyta, Isochrysidales, Noelaerhabdaceae. The record is from RefSeq and is a predicted model, not a curated record. The transcript has a single exon. Bases 1 to 1440 code for a protein of 479 amino acids.
AUGCUGCUGACCCUUCCCGACGCUCUCCAGCUCCACGUGCUCAUCUUCGUGUCGCUUCGCGACGUCCGCUCCGUCAAAGCAGUCUGCAGUGCCAUGCUCGCCCACGCUCGCUCCAUCCUACGAAAUGCCGAGUGGCUCAGCCUGCACGGUGCUUCAUUUGGCUUGCUGGAAGGCGCAAGCGCGGGCACCAGCACCAGCAGUGAUGUGGUGGGCGCGGCCGGCGAUGUGGUGGAUAUCACCUCGAUCUUCACACCCGUGCCUGCGCCCCCGCCCGCGCCUGCCGGGGAGCUGCGCGCCUGCAGCAAGUGCGGUCAGAGCCUAGGCCGAGCUUCCUUUGGGAAGAAGCAGUGGCCCAAGGAGGAACGGAGGUGCCACCCGUGCUUGGGGCAGAAACCGCCUGUCCGCCAUAACGCGCCGGCCACCGUCGAGCCUCUCACCUUGAGCUCGUGCGUCAUGCUGCCCAGUGGCGCCCUCUGCCUGUCCGACCUCUCGACGCGCAAACUGCACUUGGUGACGCUGCGCGAUGAGAAGCUCGGCGAGGUCGUCAUGUCUGCUGGUGGCAGCCAGCUGUACGCCCCACGCCGUCUGACGUGCGGCAACGGCAAGCUCUUCUUCGCCUCGAAGCCCGCCGAUGUGUCGGAGAAGACCGAACAGGAGCACGGCCCCUACCCAGCGACGGUGGUCGGAUGGUGCACCAUCGCGGAUCUGCGCCCCGGCACGACGGUCGACCCCACCGUGCUUGAAUGGGACGACGCACUGGGCGGAACGACCAAAGAGGCGAGCGUGGAGGUGCAUGGCGAGUCCUUGCACAUCGCCGUCGGCGCGGGCAUGGUGUUCGUGCUCACCGGAGAGCGCUGUCCCGGCGCCCGGCCGUGGGAGUAUUACGACGAUGGCGAGGACGAUGACGACCGCGAGUACAAGGUGUUCGUGUUCAAGGACGGUGCGACGCGUCACCACCACAGCUUCUCUCUCGGAGAGUACUCGUUCUCUGACGCGCCGAACCAGCUCGUCUGCCUCGCACGCACUCUGCUGAUGACCAUGUGCGACAGCGUGCACGUCUUCUCUCUGGAAGGAGAGCCCCUUCGGAAGGUGGUCCCGGCCAUCCCGCUCCAUCUCGCAGGGACUCCCACCUCGUGCGGCUUCGAGGUGCAGGACAUGUUCACCGCCAGCGGGAGGCUCUACCUGAGCGACAUGCGAAACCUGCUGGUCUACUCGUGGGACGGGGCGGAGCUCACCCUGCUGCAGAGCGCGAGCGCCAGCGAGGGAUUUGCCGCGUUCGAUAUGUCGAUCCCGAUGCAGCGCCGCGCGCGCCGCGCGAUGCGGCCUUGCGCAGAUGAGAGCCACGUAUGCUUGCUGUCCGCGCAAGGGGGGAUGGAAAACGACGCUUACUCCCUGACCGCCCAGCUGUUUGCGGUGCGCGGAAGCCGCCGCGUGGUCUGA